Molecule: messenger RNA, 438 nt
Organism: Medioppia subpectinata
Lineage: Eukaryota; Metazoa; Arthropoda; Arachnida; Sarcoptiformes; Oppiidae
Source: the annotation of a GenBank genome assembly
UCUAGAGCCAUAAGGCUAUACGGGAACAGAACGGUCAGUGGAGGGUAUCGGUCAAGAAAUCCAAACCCAUUCUCGGCAUUGCCAUCGAAGGGGGUGUGAAUGUGCCCUCACAGACACAACCUAGGAUCAUUAGCAUACAUAGUUCGGGUGCUGCGAUAGAGUGCGGUGAUCUACACGUGGGCCACAUACUGCUGGAGGUGGACGGCCAGACCACAGCCCAACUGACCCACGACCAGGUGGCGCAAAAGAUAGCCCACGCCUUUUAUAACACUCCGCACAAGGAUUUCAUUGAAUUUCUGGUGAGAGAGAAGUCGAGGAAUGAGUUUGAUUUGCGGAGAUCUUCGUUCAUGUUAUUGAACAGCAGUUUUGAAUGAAAUGCAUUUGCAUUUUGUAUCACACUUUAUAUUGUGCUCAUUAUAUACCUGCGAAUUAAUGACA